ACACGUGGCGACGCAUUACUGAAGCCCUUGAAUCUGCCACGCCGUCAGUGAUGUCUGCGCAGUCGGCAGCGGCGGUUGACGCUCUUGAACACGCUGGGAAAGAUGUGCGUUGUAGUCUGUGUGAUAACCAGACAUUCCGCAUGGAUUUAACAAUCUCCAGCGUGAUUUCUGUUAGGAUACACUCUCCUGCUGUGGGCACACACCACACACGUUUGUGUCUCGCUCGAUGUGGACCGGCUUUAUACUAGUGAGGACUUAAAGGCUGCUCGAGACGAGGGAAAGUACAUGUUAGCCAGCUAACUGCUGCUGUCACUGUGAAAGUGACAGUAAAACUUCCCUAACAAGUGACUUAAACGUCCUGCGAGGCUCAAACUCGCUGUUCCUGUGACUCUGGAUCAUCACUUCGCAUAAAAGAGGAGGAAUGGCGUUGAGCGCUAGCCUGUGUCGUGUGACUCUGGGGGUCGAGGGCAUGACCUGCGGCUCCUGUGUCCAGUCCAUUGAGGGCCGGAUUGGGGGUCUGCCAGGUGUCAAUCAUAUACAGGUGUCUCUGGAGCUGAAUAAUGCAACUGUGACAUAUGACCACACUCGACAUAGUCCAGAAUCCCUAGCAGAGGCCAUUGAAGACAUGGGCUUUGAGUGCAGCCUGACAAACGCCACGUCAACACCAGUCCAAACAGAAACCAAAGUCUUCAGCACAGCAGGCUGUAGCACAGACUCUAUCCAGCAGGCACGGAGCGCGCUGGCCCAAACUAAAGGGGUGGUGGAGACACAGGACAGCGCUGAUAACCAAGGCCUGGCUGUCACGUACGUCCCGUCUCUGAUCAGUGCGGAGCGGCUUGAGGACGUGAUGAGCUGCCUGGCUCCUGAUGUGCAGGUAGGGCCGAGUUCUCGCUCCUCCAGCGGAGUGGAAGCGGUGAAAAUGCGUAUUGAAGGAAUGGUUUGCCUGUCCUGCACUACAACCAUAGAGGGCAAGAUUGGGAAGUUAAAAGGCGUUGAGAAGAUUAAAGUCUCUCUAGAAUCCCAGGAGGCCGCUGUAGUGUACCUGCCUUACGUCGUCACGGUGGAUGAGAUUGUGAACCAAAUCGAGGUGGCUGGUUUCAAGGCCAUUGUUAAGUCAAAACCUCGUCAGUUAAAGCUUUCAGUGAGUGAACUAGAGCGCUUGCUCAGCGCUCCCAAACAGACUGCCGCCUCCUCUCCAGAGGAGAAGCUUUCAGAGCCGUCCACAGACUCCAGCAUCACUACAGUGCUUCAGGUGACAGGAAUGCACUGCAAGUCUUGCGUGGUCAAUAUUCAGGACAAUAUAUCCAAGCUGCCUGGAGUGAGUUCGGUCGUCGUGUCCUUGGAGAACAGACAAGCUUCGAUUCAACACAACCCAAAACAAAUCUCAGCGGUGGAGCUACGGAAAGCCAUCGAAGGCCUUCCUCCAGGGAAAUUUAAAGCUAUCCUCCCAACUUCCUCAGAGCCAAGCUUCCUCCAGCCGCUGGUAUCAGUCACAGAGAUCCACAUCGAGGGCAUGACCUGUGGCUCCUGUGUUCAGUCCAUCGAGGACAUGAUCUCCCAGAAGAAAGGAGUGAGAUCGGCCCGAGUGUCACUGUCCAAUCAUCAGGGAACCUUUGAGUAUGACCCUUUAGUGAUGACCCCUGAGGAGCUGAGGGCCACCAUAGAGGACAUGGGCUUUGAUGCUUUUCUCUUAAAAUCUGAGGGGUACUUCAACAACAUGGAUUCUUUGGAGGAACUGAAUCAAUGGAAGAGAUCAUUUCUCAUCAGCUUGUUUUUCUGCGUGCCUGUUAUGGGCAUGAUGAUGUACAUGAUAAUCGUGGAUCACCAGAUGGACAAGUACCACUCCACCAUGUUCCUGGAGAAACAGCUUCUGCCGGGGCUUUCCAUCAUGAACCUGAUCUCGUUUCUCUUCUGUGUCCCUGUGCAGUUUAUCGGUGGGCGGUAUUUCUACUGUCAAGCCUAUAAAGCUGUCAAGCACAGGACGGCCAAUAUGGAUGUGCUGAUUGUUCUGGCAACAACAAUCGCAUUUACAUACUCAUUGGUGAUUCUCCUGGUUGCCAUGGUGGAGGGAGCGAAAGUGAACCCCAUCACCUUUUUUGAUACUCCGCCCAUGCUGUUUGUCUUCAUCUCGCUGGGCAGGUGGCUGGAGCAGAUAGCAAAGAGUAAGACCUCGGAGGCUCUGUCCAAGCUGAUGUCUUUACAGGCGACAGAUGCCACUGUUGUUACACUGAACGAUGACAUGUCCGUGUUAAGCGAGGAGCAGGUGGAUGUGGAACUUGUGCAGAGAGGAGAUGUUGUGAAGGUUGUGCCCGGAGGGAAGUUUCCAGUCGAUGGCCGAGUGAUUGAAGGACACUCGAUGGCAGACGAGUCUCUCAUUACAGGUGAAGCCAUGCCCGUCACUAAGAAGCCGGGCAGCACCGUCAUCGCGGGCUCCAUCAAUCAGAACGGCUCUCUGCUGAUCAAAGCCACUCAUGUGGGCACAGACACCACCCUCUCUCAGAUCGUCAAACUGGUGGAGGAGGCGCAGACUUCAAAGGCUCCCAUCCAGCAGUUUGCGGAUAAGAUCAGCGGCUACUUCGUCCCGUUCAUCGUUGGGGUUUCCUUCCUGACUCUCGUAGCCUGGAUUCUGAUCGGCUUUGUGAACUUUCCGCUUGUGGAGAAGUAUUUUCCUGGUUAUGAUAAGAGCAUUUCUGAGGCAGAGGCCGUCAUCCGCUUCGCCUUCCAGGCCUCCAUCACUGUCCUCUGCAUCGCCUGCCCCUGCUCUCUGGGUCUGGCCACUCCGACCGCGGUUAUGGUGGGAACCGGUGUGGGAGCCCAGAACGGGAUCCUCAUCAAGGGAGGAGAGCCGUUAGAGAUGGCACACAAGAUUCAGUCUGUGGUGUUUGAUAAAACCGGCACCAUCACGUACGGAGCUCCUAAAGUGGUCCAGGUGAAGAUGCUGGUGGAGGGCAAUCGGAUGCCACGCUCUAAGCUGCUGGCGAUCAUCGGCACUGCUGAAAAUAACAGUGAACAUCCACUGGGUGCUGCCAUCACCAAAUAUUGCAGACAGGAGCUGGGUACGGAGUCUCUUGGCACCUGUACAGAUUUCCAAGCCGUGCCAGGUUGUGGGAUCAGGUGUCUGGUCAGUAACACAGAAAACCUGCUGAAGAGAGACGACAGCGACAGUGAGGAGAACCAGCGCAAUGCCGUCUUGAUCCAGAUCAGCGACACCAGAGCGCACGGCAAUAACCACCCGCUCAUCAUGGACCCGCAGCCGCUCACUGUAGUCCAGACGGCCUCGUUCACCGUGCUGAUAGGGAACAGAGAGUGGAUGAGGAGGAACGCGCUGCAGGUGCGAGCAGAUGUGGAUGAAGCCAUGACGGAGCACGAGAAGAGAGGACGCACUGCUGUGCUGGUGGCUGUGGACAAUGAGCUUUGUGCAAUGGUGGCCAUAGCGGACACGGUGAAGCCUGAGGCUGAGCUGGCCGUCCGCACUCUCACAGCGAUGGGGCUGGAGGUCGUGCUGAUGACGGGAGACAACAGCAAAACAGCUCGAGCCAUCGCUGCCCAGGUGGGCAUCAGGAAGGUGUUUGCCGAGGUCUUGCCAUCUCACAAGGUGGCGAAAGUGGAGCAGCUCCAGCAAGCGGGAAAACGCGUCGCAAUGGUGGGCGACGGAGUGAACGACUCGCCGGCGCUGGCCAUGGCAGAUGUGGGCAUCGCUAUAGGCACGGGCACAGAUGUAGCCAUCGAGGCAGCCGACGUGGUGCUCAUCAGGAAUGAUCUUCUUGAUGUUGUUGGGAGUAUCGACCUCUCUAAGAAGACCGUGAAAAGAAUCAGAAUCAACUUUGUAUUUGCACUGAUCUACAAUCUUGUGGGGAUUCCCAUUGCUGCAGGUGUGUUUAUGCCGGUGGGUUUGGUGCUGCAGCCCUGGAUGGGCUCUGCUGCGAUGGCCGCCUCCUCCGUGUCUGUAGUGCUGUCCUCUCUCUUACUCAAAUGCUACACUAAACCCAGCGCUGAGAAACUGGAGAGACGACUGGGCGAGGUGAGGAGACACGGCAGCCUGUCGGACGUCAGCGUUCACAUCGGCAUGGGAGAGCUGCGCCGGCCCUCGCCCAAACUCAGCCUGCUCGACCGCUUCGUCAACUACAGCCGGGCCUCCAUCAACUCGCUGCGCUCCGACAAGCACUCGAUGAACAGCAUGGCCCUCAGCGAGCCCGACAAGCACUCUCUGCUGGUGGGAGACGCUCACUGCGAGGAGGAGAUGGUCUGAGCUUUACCUCAGUGCCUGUAGACCAGGGGCGUCCCGAUUCAGUCGCCUCAGGAGAGGUUUGUCACAGUGAUGCUGCAUGGGUCAGCUUACACAGCUUUGGCUGUCCGGCCGUUCGUAUCACUAAAGGCUUUCAGAGGCGCUCCGUUUACAUUACGAGUAUUCUCGCUGACCAAUUUAAAGGGAUAGUACACCCAAAAAUUCUAUCAUUUAGUCACACUCAAGUUGUACCUGUAUGAGUUUAGCCACAAAAAAAGAAGGUAUUUUACAUAUGUUUGUAACCAAACUGUUGCUAAAUGCUAUGAAAAAAUACUAUGGAAAUCAAUGGGAACCAGAAACAGUUUGGUUACCAUCAUGAUAUCUUCUAUUGUGUUCUGCAGAAGAAAGAAACUCAUAGAGCUUUGGAACAACGUGAGGGUGAAUAAAUGACAGGAUUGUCAUUUUUGGGUGCACUGUCCCUUUAAGGAUGACAAUCCAGGUAAGGAAAAUCAACUAAAAAAAAAAAAAAAAAAAUAUUUUUGUGAAAACAGCAAUUUAAAAGUGAUUGUGUUUUAUGAUCAUGAUUAAGUGAAUAUUUAUUACAUCUUUUAUUUAUAGUAUAUUAUAUACUUUUUUGUGGAACAUGAAGGAAUGUGAAAAUUUCUUUUAAAGGCGAACAAAUGAACUCUACGUUUUCAUAUUCCUCAAGUGCUGAGAUGCAUUACAUUCCAAAGAAACCGCAAUCUGCCGUCAAAGGAUCAGGUCGUUUGUGAUGUUAGUAACCAAGAAAACGCUAAACCAUUUUAAGUGUCUUUUAAGAUUCAGCAUAUUCAUUUUAUCAUUCAGCAACACUUGAGCUGCCUUUGCCAUAUUUAAAUGUAGAUUAGCUCGUCAACUUUAAGCUUUUAAAUGUAGUUUUGUUUUUAUCUUCAUUUAAUUUGAACACCCAGUGGUUUGUGUGAACUGACAGCGUGACUGAGCGCAGCACAUUUGUAUACAGCCGUUUGCAUUAAUGCCCUUAACAGAUACAUAAAUAUUCAACAUGUCACAGCGCGACCUGAAUCAGGUUACUGAAAUACAUUACUGACUAACACGUUCUAAGCUUUUGAAAUUAUUUUGAAAAUUAUUAUCCUAAAUAAAUAAAUAAAUUUAAAAAAAAAAAAUAUAUAUAUAUAUAUAUAUAUAUAUAUA
This is a messenger RNA of Onychostoma macrolepis, 5416 nucleotides long. RefSeq names its product ATPase copper transporting alpha (gene atp7a). The record is from RefSeq and is a predicted model, not a curated record. NCBI's taxonomy places the organism in Eukaryota, Metazoa, Chordata, Actinopteri, Cypriniformes, Cyprinidae. Gene Ontology annotation, cellular component: membrane. Gene Ontology annotation, molecular function: copper ion binding; ATPase-coupled monoatomic cation transmembrane transporter activity; ATP hydrolysis activity. Bases 422 to 4249 code for a protein of 1275 amino acids. The transcript is spliced from 23 exons. Gene Ontology annotation, biological process: monoatomic cation transport.